Molecule: messenger RNA, 2088 nt
Organism: Acytostelium subglobosum LB1
Lineage: Eukaryota; Evosea; Eumycetozoa; Acytosteliales; Acytosteliaceae
Exons: 4
Coding region: 1-2088 (695 amino acids)
Biological process (GO): glycerol catabolic process
Cellular component (GO): cytosol
Molecular function (GO): glycerone kinase activity
Source: RefSeq, a predicted model, not a curated record
AUGGAUGCGAUGAUGGACUCGAAUGAAUUGUUGACAAAGAUUGAUAAUGCUAAUGUUAUGGUUUUGGAAAGGUCAAGACAAGAGAAGGAGAAGGAUAAAAAGGUGGCGUUGAUAUGCGGUGGUGGGUCGGGACAUGAACCAGCGCAUGCAGGAUUCAUAGGUGUUGGAAUGUUGGAUGCAGCGGUCAUUGGUGAUGUGUUCACAUCGCCCUCGCCAUCACAGGUGUUGGCCGCCAUUCGUGCUGUCACUGGAGCACCCGGAUGUCUGCUGAUCGUCAUGAACUACACGGGCGAUCGUCUAAACUUUGGAAUUGCUGCAGAGAUGGCUCGCAAUGAUGGCCUUCGAGUGGAGAUGCUGGUGGUAGGCGAUGAUGUGGCCACCAUCCACUCGUCCAAACGUCGUGGCAUUGCUGGUACGGUGCUGGUCAACAAGAUACUAGGUAGUUAUGCGCAACGUGGAAUGGCCCUUGACCAACUGAUUGGCAAGGCACAUCAACUCCUUCCGACUCUCAACUCAAUGGGUGUCUCCUUAUCCAGCUGCACUGUUCCAGCUGUUGGCAGGCCCAACUUUGAACUUGGCGACGAUGAACUUGAGUUUGGACUUGGUAUCCAUGGUGAGCCAGGUAUCAAAAGAGAGAAGCUAACAGGUUGUCAUAAUGUUGUUAGACAUAUAGUUGAGUACAUAUUGGAGAAUGCACCAAAUGCCAGUCAACAUUAUGGUGUUGGAAAGAGAUUGGUAGUGAUGGUGAAUAACCUUGGAUCAACAACACAGAUGGAGAUGAAUGUUGUGGUAGGGGAGACCGUUCGUCUACUUCAAUCCAAAGGAUACAUCAUUGAUCGUCUGAUCAAUGGCACACUAAUGACCGCUCUAGACAUGUCUGGCAUCAGCAUCAGUAUAAUGUCAAGCGAUAAUGAUAUUAUUGAAUGCAUUGACUAUCCAACCAAUGCACAGGGAUGGCCUGUUAACAGUGUAUCUAAGCCACGUGCAUACCAUGGACAAGGACUUAUCCCUCUUGGAAAGAACAAGACACAACACAAUGAGUUGCCAGACCCAAACCAACACAUAUAUGAUAAAUACAAACAGGUUGUUGUGGAUAAGUCAACAGCAAUGAUGAUCAAGAGUAUCCUUGAGCAUGUGUGCAAGGCAUUGCAGGAGAACUCAAACAUAUUGACUGAUUUGGACUCUAAGGUUGGCGAUGGUGAUCUUGGUAUAACACUGGAGCGAUGCGCCAACAAUGUAUUGAAGCUGGUGGACAUCAUUCCAUUCGACAGACCAUGUUAUGCAUUGCUAAAGAUAUCACAUAUACUUCAAGAGACUGCAGGUGGCUCAUCAGGUCCAUUCUACGCUGUUUUCUUUAUGAAGUUGGCAACAUCUAUAUUCCAAUCUCAUCAAGGCAAGGCACCCAAUGAGCCAAUCACCAGACAACAAUGGGCCUAUGCAUUGCGUGAGGGAUACUUGGCCAUUCAACAACUUGGAGGUGCAAAGAUUGGUGAUUGUACAAUGCUUGAUGCUUUGAUCCCCGCCAUUGACACCAUCGUUCGCAUGUCCAACGACACACAGCUCAACAUCAAACAGAUUCUUGAAGCCUCGGCUGAGGCUGCGCACCAGGGCGCUCAAUCGACAGUUGGAAUGAGGGCCAACCAAGGCCGUGCCUCAUAUCUUGGUGAUCGAUCAAAGGAUUGCAUGGAUCCAGGUGCAUGCGCUAUUAGUGUCAUCUUCCAAUCAAUCAAACUUGUUCCACAGGACCAAACUCAUCAUCAUCACGAUCCUGAUACAUCGAUCACCUUCUACCCAAGGUUCAUGCCGGAUAUAUUGUCUGGCGCAAAGACGAUCACUAUUCGUGAUUUUGAUGAAGCAAAGCACAUUCCAACUAAUUAUCCACUUCGUGUAUAUCCACAUGGACAGCCUGCAGAUGGCAAACCAAUAUGCCGUAUCCAAGUUGAAUCAAUCUUAUCCGUACGAUUUGAUCAAUUGAAUGAACAUCAUGCCAAACAAGAGAACAUGACACUUGACGAGUUGAAGCGUGUGAUCAGCGAGAUAUAUCCCAACGAGAAUAAGCUCUACGUCGUAACAUUCCAUCUUGUCUAA